ACACAGGGUGUAUCUUGUACGAGAAACAUGCACUCGUUUCUUUUUCCUCUCAUUUCUUCACUUUUUCUUUUCUGUGUUUUCUCCAUUGACGAGGCGUCCAAGAAAAGAAAAGUUGACAUAGAGAGAAAAUUAAGCUUCAACAGGGGUGAAGGGAAGAUGGGUGUGCCUUGUUUUUACAGUUGGUUGGUGAAUAAGUACCCCAACAUCCGAGUGAAAGCCAUAGAAGAGCUUGGAGAUGUUAUAGACUGGAGCUCUCCAAAUCCAAAUGGGAUCGAGUUCGAUAACCUGUAUCUGGAUAUGAAUUCAAUCAUCUACCCCUGUUUUGGUCCUCAUGAUACUCUUUCACAGGUGUUUAACAACAUUUGUGAGGACGUUGAUCUUCUUUUCAGCAUUGUGAGACCUCGCAAGCUUCUGUACUUGGCCAUUGAUGGAGUAGCUCCUCGAGCCAAGACGUUUCUGCAAAGGUCUGUCAAAUUUAGUGCGGCUAAGUUAGCUGAACUUAUCGAGGAAGAAAAAGACAGAUUAAGGGAUGAAUUUGAAAGGGAAGGGAAACGAGUUCUUCCAAAAGGGAAAAUUGAGCUAUAUACCUCAAAUAUCAACCCAGGGACGAAAUUUAUGCAUAUAUUGUCCAGCAGGCUCAAAGGCUAUAUUCAAUUAAGGAUGAACAAUGAUCCGGACUGGAAGGAUAUUCAGGUUAUUCUUUCUGAUGUAAAUGUUCCUGGUGAAGGGGAACAUAAGAUAAUGAAUUUUAUACGAAUCCAACGUAGUCUUCCUGGCUACAAUUGCAACACAAAGCACUGCCUUUAUGGUCCAGAUGCAGACCUUAUAAUGCUUGCUUUAGCAACACAUGAAGUCCACAUUUCAAUUCUAAGGGAGGAUUUUAUCAGUCAAAAACAUCAAGCAAUCUUCCAAUCAGCCCCAGAAACAAUUUCUCAAGCAGCAGAAUCAUCUCUUCCAGAAUCAAGAGAUAACGAGGAAUGUGAAUCAUCUAACAGCACUGAGGUUAAAAAGCCUUUUGAGUUUUUACAUAUUUGGAUCCUAAGAAAGUACUUAGAGCUUGAAAUGAACAUAUCAGAUCAACCUCAAACUGCUAGGAUGGAUCCUGAACAAUUACUUGAUGUGGAGCUGGAAUUGAACAGAAGAAAAUCAGACCCUCCAAAAACUCUUAAGAUGGAUCUUGAACAAAUCAUUGAUGAUUUUAUAUUUAUGUGCUUUUUUGUGGGAAAUGAUUUUCUGCCAAAGAUGCCAACCCUGGAAGUUCGUGAGGGCUGUAUAGAUUUGUUAAUUUAUGUUUACAAGAAUCAUUUCACUGAGCUUGGUGGAUAUUUGGUUGAUAUGCAGAGGGUUGGAGACAUUAAUUUAGGAUUCAUCAACUUAGAGAGAGUUGAAAAGUUUAUUAUUAUGGUUGGAACUUAUGAGGAAAAAAUUUUCAAGAAAAGAUCAGACCUGCAUGUACACAAAGUUCGGAGACUUCUUGAAUGUGCAGAGAGAGACAGCAGGGAAAAUGUAUGUUCCCAGUCUAAUAGCAGCAGCUCUUCUCCCCCUUCCAAUGGAAAAUCCCCAACUUCCUUAGCUGAGGCAGCUGUCUCAGAUGGAAAUGCAACGUCUUCAAGCAGAAUGUGCCACAGUUUACCUGAUGAUGAAAACGAAAUUUUGAGAAACACUCAAGACUUGAAAGAGAAGUCAGAGCAAAAUGUUGAGAAAAGAUUUGAUCUUCUGAAUGAUAGUUAUCUGGAAUCAGACAAAGUAAAAUUGGGCUUUCCUGGCUGGAGAGAAAGAUAUUACAAAGAAAAGUUUUCUGCUGAAACCCCAGAUAAGAUUGAAACCAUUAGAAAAGAAAUUGUUCACGAGUACACCGAGGGACUGAUAUGGCUACUUCUAUACUAUUUCUCUGAAGUACCAUCGUGGUCCUGGUUUUAUCCAUAUCACUAUGGUCCCUUUGCAUCAGACCUGAAGGGGCUUGCACAAGUCAAAGUCAAGUUCGGGAAAGGUCGUCCUUUUAAGCCCUUUGAACAGCUCUUGGGAAUCUUGUCACCAAUAAGUGCUCAUCUCCUUCCAAAACCUUUUGCAAGACUCAUGAAAGAUGAGAAUUCGAGCAUAAUUGACUUCUACCCCAAUGAUUUUGAAAUUGAUACAGAUGGAAAGCGCUUUGCAUGGCAGGGAAUAUGCAAGCUUCCGUUCAUAGAUGAAGAGCGCCUUUUGUCUGAGACCAGAAGACUAGAGAAGGAAUUGACGAAGGAUGAAGAAGAAAGAAAUUCAGAAAAAGUUGAUCUACUCUUUGUGGGGAGAUCAAGCAAUUCUGCAUUUCAAAUCCCAAACUUGGUCUCCAGGGACCAAAAUGAAAUGAUGAAAGUAGAUGCCACUUUGAGUGGUGGAAUUGGUGGAUUCAUAAGAAUAUGUGAUGAUGAUUUUUCUAAGGUCAAUUCUUCACAUCUGGAAGAAAUGAACAUCAUAGUUCUGUGGUUUAAGCUUCCUACUGAAUGCUUGCAUCUUCCUCGUCCUCUAGAAGGGGUGCAAUAUCCAGAAAUGAACACAACUGAACUUUUGAUAGAAGUAACUCCGCUGUGGCAUGAAUGCUUUCGAAGGAAGCCCUAUACCCGAACAUCAAGCCAGGAAACAUAUAGAAGAGCAAAUGGUAGCUCAAAUUUUGCUUGGAGCUCUAGUUCUAGUUUGGUUCAAAAUCGCAGGACCAAGAUGUUCACAUCAGACAAGAGCCCUGAGAUUCAUAAGUUUGCUGGAUCAGGGUGGGGGGGUUCAGGUAGGGGAAGAACUGAUCCCAACUUCGGAGAACAAACAGGACAGCAUUCCCCAAGAAUGCAUGUCAGGGGUCCAGCUAUUGGUGGAGGUCCAAACUGGGAUCCUCAAAAUCCAAAUGCUCACCCUUCUAAGCCAAGUAGUGAGGGAACUUUAAACAAUCAUGCAGAUGAGUCGAAAGUAGGCAGCGGUAUGGAGCAGCUGAAAGUAGAAGAGUCAAGCUACAGCUUCAGGCCGAAUUUUGGACAAGGUCAUUUAGCAUUGAGAAAUGUUGUCUCAUCGGCAGCAGCUGGCUCAAAACAGAGACUGCAGUUUACUCAGAAGCAGGUCUUACAAGGAAAUGAAAAUCCAUCCAGUGACAGUAUGGGACGAGGUCAGUGGGACAAAGAAGAUGAUUGCAAUCGAAGAAGAAACAAAACUAAUUCUUUCUUUGGAAACCACUGCCCGUGGUAGUUACGGUUGGAAGUAAAUAAGCAUCAGAUUUUGUUUCUAGAAAUAUACGAAUAUGAAGUUGAACUGCACAAAACACUAACCAUUGGCUGGGGUGGACUCAUAAUGUUGAGAGUCCUUCCCCAUUCAAUGACUAUAUUUUACCAUCUGGUUCAUAAAACAGGAAAUCACAUAUUAUGUAUGGAAGUAUGUACAUGUAUAUGUUUAACGUGUCUGUAUAUCAUGUGUGAAGUUAAGUAUGUAUUUUAUAAUAAGUUUGAGUGUGUUUU
Rubroshorea leprosula is the source of this 3473-nucleotide messenger RNA. The record is from the annotation of a GenBank genome assembly. NCBI's taxonomy places the organism in Eukaryota, Viridiplantae, Streptophyta, Magnoliopsida, Malvales, Dipterocarpaceae.